UGUUCGCGAAUUUUUUUUGCAUACCUAACUCGGCGUCGAUUAUCCAGCUGAUUUUCUUAUCACAAAUAUAUAAACACGUUCAAAGUUCAUCUAUUGGUUAACAUCUUCUAAUUUUACUUAAUCAUAUGUUUAAUAAAUUUAAUUUACCGAAGGCCCUAGUAGCCAGUGUGAUAAUUUAGUUAGGGUUAUAUUGUAUAUAUCCCCUAUAAAUAAUAAUAAAUAAUAAAUAAAUUUAUGAAGGGGUAAAAAAAUGGCUUCCACAGGCCUUUUAGUUAUUUCCAAUAUAAAACAAGUCGGAACAUCGCUGCGAGCUAUAGAGAAGUAUGUAGGUAAAAUAUAUAUACACCUCAAUAUUCAGGCGGAAAAAUGUCAACCAAUGCCGACCUGGGGUCAUUUGAUAUCUCAAUUGUAUGUGGACCAUAAUCGAUCGUGUAAUAGAAGCUUGAAAAUGAGUAUAUUGGUAGGGUCAUUGAGAGGUCAGGGUAUCAAUGCUUUGCAAAUAAAUCCUGUCGAUAUGCUAUUUUGCGAUAGUUACUAUCCCGAACUUUGCGAACGUAUGCGACAACAUUUUGAUAUACCCAGUCAACCAAUUUACUUAGAACAAGAGUCAAAACCGGCCAUAGAUAUUAGCGAAUAUCAAAGUUUCAAAGAUUCUCAAAAAAUGUAUGAUACAGUAGUAGUUGGCGGAACUUUUGACCGUAUACAUGCAGGCCACAAGAUAUUCCUCACACAGGCGGUAAUUCGUUGCUGUCGCCGAUUGGUAGUCGGUGUAACUACGGAGGGAAUGAAUAAAUCUAAAACGCUUUCGGAAUUGAUACUACCUGUGGGGAAACGAAUAGAAGAGAUACGGGGAUUUCUUACGGAAAUUGACGCGAGUUUACAAUACGAAGUCGUUCCAAUCGAUGACCCAUUUGGGCCAACACUAACCGAUCCAGAUAUGGAUAUGAUAGUGGUGAGCGCCGAAACGCAAAGAGGUGGUCAGAAAGUAAAUGAGCUACGAACUAAGAAUAACUUGCGACCGCUUGAAAUAUAUUGUAUAAACAUUGUAGAAUCCAGUGAAAUGGGCGGUGGUCCGAAAGAAAAGAAAGUAAGUUCAAGCAAUACACGUAUCGACUUGUUAGGAACUCGACUAAAACAGAUUGAGACCCGUCCUAACUUAUAUGACGUGCCCUAUGUAAUUGGUCUUACUGGUGGCAUAGCUUCUGGGAAAAGUAUUAUGUGUAAUCGGCUGCUUAAAAAAGGUGCGCAAGUGUUGGAUUGUGACAAGAUUGCACAUCAAAUUUACGAACCUGACCAAGUUUGUUACAAUAAAAUAAUUGAUCACUUUGGAAGUGGCAUUAUCGACGUAGAUAAGCGUAUUAAUCGUCAAAAACUUAGCCAAAUUGUAUUUAAUGAUUCGAAGCAAUUAGACGCUUUAAAUAAUAUUGUAUGGCCAGAACUCUUAGUAGAGGUUAAACGUCGUAUACGUGCGCUUCACGAUCAACAUCAGUGCGACGUUGUUGUAAUUGAAGCGGCUAUAUUAUUAAAAGCCGGCUGGGACACUGAGUGUCAUGAAGUAUGGUCUACUAUAGUGCCACCUGAACUUGCUGUGCAACGUAUCGUGCAACGCAAUAACUUAAGUGAGGAGGACGCACGAAAACGAGUCGCAAGUCAAAUGGAGAACAGUGAGGUAGUGUCCAAAUCGCACAUUGUGUUUAGUUCCCAAUGGUCAGAUGAAUUUACCCAACAGCAAGUAGACAAAGCCUGGUCUAUACUAAUGAAGGAUAUAGAAAAGCGGAAACAAAAACAAUCAUCUAGUGCCGAUAGUUCCAUUAAUAAUAGCAGACUUUGAUAUAAGUGCAAUAUUUGUACUCAUACAUGUAAAUUUUUAUCUUUGAUAUUUAAUAGUUACGGCGGAAUGCUAUUAUAUAUCAAGUAAUGUAAAUUGGGUAAAUAUGGAACAAAUAUUAAAUAC
Molecule: messenger RNA, 1954 nt
Organism: Anastrepha ludens (Mexican fruit fly)
Lineage: Eukaryota; Metazoa; Arthropoda; Insecta; Diptera; Tephritidae
Gene: Ppat-Dpck
Product: bifunctional coenzyme A synthase
Exons: 3
Coding region: 251-1831 (526 amino acids)
Biological process (GO): coenzyme A biosynthetic process
Molecular function (GO): dephospho-CoA kinase activity; ATP binding
Source: RefSeq, a predicted model, not a curated record